Messenger RNA from Effrenium voratum, 758 nucleotides. NCBI's taxonomy places the organism in Eukaryota, Dinophyceae, Suessiales, Symbiodiniaceae. The record is from the annotation of a GenBank genome assembly.
GUUUCAUUGACCCACCGCAAGCAGCAAGUUGAGCCCAGCUUCGCAUGGAGUGUGAUUCUUGGCAGAUGCGUCUUGCGAACGGGGAGCUUCCCACCGCAGUUCUGGCUGUCAGAUCUGUCCUUCGGCUGCCGGGCUGAGUGUGCCAACAUGGGCUGCGGUGCCAGCACGAGGGUGCAGGAUGAGUGUUCGGCAGAUCUGCGAGGGCAUACUAUUCAAAGCUACUUGGACGCGGACAUCUGCGCCAAGCUCCUCAAGGAGAAGGAGAAUCAGGAAGAUCAGGAAGAUCAGGAAGAUCAGGAGAAUCAGGAGAAUCAGGAGCCUGGCACGUACGUGGAGAUAGACUACAUUGAAUCUUCCCAGACCUUCAAUUCAAUGCUGGCGGAGAAGGCGGACAGUUUCACGACUCCGCCCACGGCUCGCACACAUCGACGUCACCUGAAAAAGCUAAACAAUUUUCUGGCCAUCAUUCCGCCGAACGAGAGCGCCUUGAGAAGGGAGGUCCUGAAUCGCAGAUUGGACAUGCUGGCUCGCAGGUGGCAGCAACCUGCGACAAAAUGACACGAUGAUUUUUUGCUGCGUAUAAGUGUUUAGCUCCGACUUGUGCACGACCAGCCUUGCGACAGGUAAACCCUGCCGAGGUGUGUCCCACAGUUGCUAACGACAACUGGCACAUGUGGCCUCUUUUUGCGUUGACCUCUUUUGCCAGCCAUGGAUUUUUGAAGUCGACUGCAAGUCCAUGGGAUGUACGCCCAUGUUAC